ACCCCAGAGCCCCGUCCGUUAUUUCCGUCGUCUUUCGCUCCCUCCUCAUCGCAGCGGCGAGUAAAUCGUUCUGCUCCCUGGCUUUCUCUUUGACUCUGUUUCAACCCGGUUCAGAGGUAAUACGGGUCGGGUGUAGCAAUGUCUGUGGCCACUGAGCUCCGUUCACCGGCCAAACCGGAUCGAGGAGCCCGAGCGAUACUUGGCCCGGCCGGAAACAGAGUUAGGGUUUUGGAAGAAGCGAAGCGGAAGAAGGAAGGCGUGAAGAAGCCGAACUACUUGGUUUCGCAGACGCCUAGCGUGGUUGUUCGGAGCAAUUCCUCGGUCGAUAGUACGGGCUCCUCGGAGUCGGUGAAAAUGGCAAGCAGUAAGCGGAGAACAAAGCCUAAUAAGUCGAAGUCUGUGAAGGUUGUGCCGGAGAAGAUGGAUGCGGUGGCUUUGUCGCCGGAGCUGGCGGGUCCGGUGAAGCGUUGUGAUUGGAUCACACCGAACUCUGACCCACUUUACACUUCUUUCCACGAUGAAGAAUGGGGGGUUCCAGUUCAUGAUGAUAAGAAGCUAUUCGAGCUACUUGUUUUGUCACAAGCCUUGGCAGAAUUUACUUGGCUAUCCAUUCUCGACAAGCGAGAAAUAUUCAAGAACCUUUUUGACAAUUUUGAUCCAUCAUCUGUUGCAAAAUUCACCGAGAAAAAGUUGCUUUUGCCGAGAUCAAAUGGGAGCACAUUGCUGUCGGAGCCAAAGCUUCGGGCAGUGGUGGACAAUGCUAACCAGAUACUUAAGAUCCAGCAGGAGUGUGGUUCCUUCAGCAACUACUUGUGGAGCUUUGUGAACCACAAGCCAAUAAGAAAUGCAUUCCGUUAUGCGCGCCAGGUACCCGUCAAGACACCAAAAGCAGAGCUGCUGAGCAAGGACCUAAUGCGGAGAGGCUUCCGAUGCGUCGGGCCUUCAGUGGUUUACUCCUUCAUGCAAGUGGCAGGGCUGGUCAAUGAUCAUCUCAUAACAUGUUUCAGAUACCAGCAAUGCAACAACAAUGUCAAAGAGGAUAUAAAAUCCAACACCAAGGACAUUGAGGUGCCAAAUAAUGCUGUUGAGAGCACUUGAUCAUCUCACGACUGAAUUCUCUGACCCUUUAGAGUUCUGACUGAUACACAAUCAGAACUCGCUCAUCUCUGACCCUCUAGCUAGUGUGACUGGCAGUGAUUCUGAAGGUGUUUGUAUUUGUAUCUUAUUGUAGAUGUUAUGGUAGGGCACUUUAUAUAUAUAUAUAUAUGUAUGUAUGUGUUUGUAUUUGUAUCUUAUUGUAGAUGUUAUGGUAGGGCACUUUAUAUAUAUAUAUAUGUAUGUAUGUAUGCUUGUGUAUCAUUUAACAGAUAUAAUGACUUUGAUGACUUAACAUUUA
Molecule: messenger RNA, 1396 nt
Organism: Diospyros lotus (date-plum)
Lineage: Eukaryota; Viridiplantae; Streptophyta; Magnoliopsida; Ericales; Ebenaceae
Exons: 4
Coding region: 139-1098 (319 amino acids)
Biological process (GO): base-excision repair
Molecular function (GO): DNA-3-methyladenine glycosylase activity
Source: RefSeq, a predicted model, not a curated record